Molecule: messenger RNA, 687 nt
Organism: Arctia plantaginis
Lineage: Eukaryota; Metazoa; Arthropoda; Insecta; Lepidoptera; Erebidae
Source: the annotation of a GenBank genome assembly
AUGUUAAUAGCGGCUGUGAUUGGCGUUAGCAGUUCCGCUGUCAAGUCUGAAAUAAUAGACAAUUCUGUAGAAGAUCUCGAAUCCGAGCAAACAUACGUCACUGGCAACAAUGUGAUUGCAGGAGAAUUCGAUUCAGAAGACCAAUUAUUACACAGCAUUGAAAAUAUUGCUAAGAUGAAAUCCCAAGUUUUGUUCACUGUGUUAGCCAUUUUGGCUGCUAACGUCAACUGCACAGUGAUUCAGCCUAGCCUGGAAUUGAAGAGUUCUCCAGUGAAAUUUGCAGAAUUAGGAGAGCCGGUUGAGUUGAUUGAAUAUAAUGAAGAAGUCAGGAAUGAAGAAGAUGGCGAACCUGUACAGUACAUAGAAAGUUUUGAAGAAAUAGAACUUGGAUCUCAAACGUAUCCAGAGGUUUUCUCGAGAAUAGUUCAGCCUAGGAACAGUGUACUAUUAAGGGUAGUACACAGAAGAUCAGCGGUGGCGAACACAGUUCAUGUACUUAGGGUCAACUACCGUGGCAGAGCAAGCACCAGAAUCUCCUCUGUUCGAGCUGCACAGAUUGGCGCAAACCUCGGGGCGAUUGGACGCGUUGUAGCUGGCGGUGUUGGCAGGAACUUUGCCACAGUAGAGUUAAGGUCAGCAAGGGGCCGCGGCUUCAAUAUUCAAGUUGAUAUUUUGGGCCGAUUCUAA